Linum tenue is the source of this 4323-nucleotide messenger RNA. NCBI's taxonomy places the organism in Eukaryota, Viridiplantae, Streptophyta, Magnoliopsida, Malpighiales, Linaceae. The record is from the annotation of a GenBank genome assembly.
GAACUGAUCAGAACCCGAGAGCAGCUCACGCUGCGCCCAAGGACUGCUCCUGCUUUCCUUGCCAACAUUGAGGCAAGCGCAUCUCCAAACUGCCGCCUAGCCACUUCGUUCACUUCUGAAAAUAUCGCCGCUGCCGCCGCCGAGAAAUGCCGUCGGGGAGUCGAAGGCCGUCGUGUAAAAGCUUCGAGCCUUCGACCUGCUUUUUCCGGCACUUGGCGACUACAAAUUAAUGGAAGAACCGCCACACAGGACUUUGAAGAUCAAGAACAGAGAAGGAUAUCGGAAGCAGCAGCAAAAUAAUGGAGCCGCAAUACCCUCCUCCUCGCUCGUUGUGGCCGCACUACCGAUUGGAAGAGACGAUCCACCCAUCGCCGGCGGCGGGACAGUACUCCGACGAUGGCACGACGAGCGGCGAGCUCCGGGCGCUGGAUUGUAACCUCAGUUUCCACUCCGAUAAUUUUGAGAUGGAGGGCUUCAGUGCCGGCAACUUCUCCGAGGUUAUGGGCUCCGCCUAUCGCCUUAUCCUCUCUCGUAGCUCUAACUUCAGGAACAUGCUACUUGUUGGGGGAUCUGUAAAUGGCCUUUCCCAGAAGACAAAACAUUUAGGGAGCCAAGCAUCUUUUGGGAUUAAUGGAUCAAAUGCAAUGUUGCUUCUGCUGCUGCUGGUACUGCUGAUAACCAGGGCAGCUGAUGGGCAACAAGCCUAUGUUGACAACCACCAGCUCGAUUGCUACAACCAGAGGUUCAAUGAAACAACCCUAGGCUACGUCUGCAAUGGACUCAACACGUCCUGCCAAUCCUACCUCACCUUCCGGACAUCUCCACUUUACAACACGCCUGUCUACAUUGGAUAUCUCCUAGCUGCUACUGCCCCUGAAAUUGCCUCCCUCAACAAUCUCUCCUCCGAGUUCUCCUCCAUCCCAGCUGACACUCUUGUCGUCGUCCCUGUCAACUGCUCCUGCUCUGGCCGUCGCUACUACCAGCAUGAAGCCACCUACAAACUCAAGUCCCACGAUGAGACCUAUUUCACUGUCGCCAACAAUACUUACCAGGGACUCACCACUUGCCAGUCCUUGAUGUCUCAAAAUCCCUUCAAUGACCGCCAACUAGCUGUCAAUGAGACCCUCCGCGUCCCACUUCGCUGUGCUUGCCCCACCGCCAACCAGACCAGUAGAACUUCAGCUGCCGCCACCACGACGAGGUACUUGCUCACUUACAUUGUCACUUGGGGAGAUUCCAUCUCUUACAUUGCCGAGCUUUUCGGGGUCGAUCAACAGUCUAUCCUUGAUGCCAACCAGCUCUCUUCAGAAAGUGUCAUUUUCCCCUUCACUCCGCUUUUGGUUCCUUUGUCUGGUGAACCAAACACCUCAUUUCUUCUUCUCCCUCCCCCUGCUGCGCCUCCUCCUGUUUCACCCCUGACGCCCACUGAUCAGACUAGCCACUUCCCUUCGGCCGGUGGAUCCAGCCGCAAGAAAUGGGUGUUUGUAGGUGUGGGAACAACACUAGCUCUCUUAUUACUUAUUGCAACCCUCCUGGCUGUGAAAUUUGUCCGUCGGAAGAAGCAAUCUCCGCCUAUACAUUCCUCCACCACUGCAAUGGAAGAAGAAACAAAGGGUAAUAAGGGUACCCCACCACCACAGUGGGAGACGGAGUCCGGUUCAGCUUGGUCAUUGUCUCAAGGGAUCAAAAACUCUGUUGAGGCAUUGACAUUGUACAAGUUCCAUGAUCUAGAGUUGGCCACCAAUUACUUCAGCGAAUCUAACAGGAUUAAAGGCACAGUCUACAAGGGAUCCAUUAAUGGAGAUGCUGCAGCGGUGAAGGUGAUGAAAGGCGAUCUCUCUGCAUCUCCCGAGAUUAACAUUCUGAAGACAAUUAGUCACUCCAACAUCAUCCGCCUCUCUGGGUUUUGCGUCAAUGAUGGCACCACCUAUCUUGUUUAUGAGUAUGCCGAGAAUGGUGCUCUCUCCGACUGGAUUUUUCUUGGCCCUAGUAAGACAAAGCAGCAGCACCUGCUGCUACAACGAGAAACACUCACCUGGAAACAGAGGGUUCAGAUAGCGAACGACGUUGCAGAAGCCAUCAACUACCUCCACAGCUACGCCGACCCUCCUUACAUCCACAAGAACUUGAAGACGAGCAACAUCCUCUUGGACGCUGACUUGCGAGGCAAGGUAACGAACUUUGGAUUGGCCAGAGCCGCGGCAUUUGAGGAGAAUGAGAAUGAAGACGGAGGAGCAUCACCAUUAACAAGGCACGUCGUUGGGACAUAUGGGUAUAUGGCUCCGGAGUACGUAGAGAACGGACUCAUUACUCCAAAACUCGACGUUUUCGCAUUUGGUGUCGUCCUACUGGAGCUUUUGUCAGGGAAGGAAGCUGCUUCGAGGGACGAAUUACUCUUCACAAUGAUCAACACGGUUCUUGAAGGUGACAACGUAAGGGAAAAGUUGCGAGCUUUCAUCGACCCUUCGUUAGCCGACAACAACGAGUACCCCUUGGAUCUUGCCUUCUCCAUGGCUCAGCUCGCCAAAGGAUGCGUGUCGGUCGACCUCAACGCUCGGCCAUCGAUGCCUCAGGUUUUCAUGAUUCUGUCCAAGAUACUCUCCUCGUCAUUGGACUGGGAUCCUUCCCACGAGCUCCACCAGUCUUCCUCUGUUUCUGGAUCUAUCAGAAGCGGGCGAUAAAAUGUACACUACCCUACUACCUGUAGCCGCCCGCACCAUAUCCUCCGCCACUUGUGCUACAGUGCAUAUGGGGGAAGUUGCAAGCUUUCUUUUUUCAAUCAAUUCGAUUUAGAGAUUGGAAGAAUAUAUAAAUAGGGGACAGAGAUAAAAUAAGGAGAGAGCAGAUGGAGGUCUGUAGGGAGGCCGGAAAACGACGCGAACUCUGCGGCUUGAUGCUUCGCCUCCUCCAAGCUGUACUGUCUGUCGCUGUCUUAAAAUAUUGUAUGGAUGUAUGUACGUCUUUGUCUUUGUCUUGUUAUAAUAUGCAGCAAGCAACCCAACUACUACUCUACUCUUGUCCUCUGUUUUUUUGCAACAAACAAUUCCUCCUGAGACCCUGAUUCCUAUUCCUCUCCCGGCUGCUGCGGCGCUCGGGGCCACCAAUUAUUACCGUGUUGUUGCAGGGUAGCUCGAUUCGCCGAUCUGGUGAAAAAGAACAGAGCUUUACUUCUCGGCGGCCGGGCCCGGCAAUUAUGGACAGAGCAGCAUUUGGCGGCGGCGGAGGGAUGUACCCGUACGAGAAUGGAGUGGUGAUGACAAGAGACCCGAAGCCGCGGCUGAGGUGGACGGCGGAUCUUCACGAUCGUUUCGUUGAUGCUGUUACCAAGCUGGGUGGCCCUGAAAAGGCGACGCCCAAGUCAGUUUUGAGAUUGAUGGGGCUGAAAGGUUUGACAUUGUACCACUUGAAGAGUCAUUUACAGAAGUACAGGCUGGGACAACAUGCGAAGAAACACUGCGACAGCCCCGAACAGAGCACCAGAGAGAUUCAUACUCAUAAUGGAUCUUCUCCAUACAUACAUUUCAGCAACCAUUCCGCCGGUGGUGGAGCAGCGAGUACCGCUUCUUCCAUUUCGUCCAGAGAUGCUACUGAACCAGGAGAGCUCCAGAUCACGGAUGCAUUGAAAUCCCAGAUAGAGGUCCAGAAAAGACUACAAGAACAGCUUGAGGUGCAACAGAAGCUGCAGGUGAGAAUAGAGGCACAAGGGAAGUACUUGCAAGGGAUACUGGAGAAAGCACAGAAAAGCUUAACCAUGGCGAUGACAACGGGCAGUGGCGGCAAUGUGGACGUGGCGAGGGCCCAAUUAACCGACUUCAAUCUGGCCCUAUCCACCUUGAUUCACAACUUGAACUCGCCAUCAUCAGAAGUGGAAAGGAAACACCGCGACUUACAGCAGCAGCAAGAAGAGGAAGUUGAUGGUAUGAAACAUCUGUACAUUAACACAAAGCCGCACCAUCAUCACACGAGUUUGGAAAGUAGCUUCCACGUGGACAGAUCAUCUGGGGCACUUGAAGAUGAGGAGAAUGAUCUCAAGUUGGAUAUGGAAGAUGGAGUCGGCGGAGUGCAUUUCGACUUGAAUGCCAAUGAUGGUGGUGGCGGCAUUAGUGGCUAUUCUAGCAGAAACACUCUUGUUUCUGCUAAUACCAACAGUAUUAGUAGUAGUCAUGGGUCUGAGUUGGAACUAAGGAUGCUGCCUUAUGGAUUAUAAUAUUCAAAAAUUUAUGAAGAUUGGAUGGAGAAUUGCAGGGAAAGUAGAGAUAAUUUAUAUUCCAAGAGCCAUCUAAUGCUAAUUGCAUAGUCCAACAUUCAUUCAUAUAUACUGUG